CUACGAAAAACCCUAAUCUAAAAGUUUUGAGGUCGUAUAUAUACGUAAAAUAGAAGAACGGCAGAAAAUUUGAUAGCAGAUUGGGAGCAGACAAAAUGCAGAUAUUCGUGAAAACCCUAACCGGCAAGACCAUCACCCUUGAGGUGGAGUCAAGUGACACUAUCGAUAAUGUCAAAGCUAAGAUUCAGGACAAAGAAGGAAUUCCUCCGGACCAGCAGAGGUUGAUCUUCGCCGGAAAACAGUUGGAAGAUGGACGCACCCUCGCCGACUAUAACAUCCAGAAAGAGUCAACAUUGCAUCUUGUUUUGAGGCUUCGUGGUGGUAUUAUUGAGCCAUCUUUGAUGGCAUUGGCCAGGAAGUAUAACCAGGACAAGACAAUCUGCCGCAAGUGUUAUGCACGUUUACACCCUCGUGCUGUCAACUGCAGGAAGAAGAAGUGUGGACACAGCAACCAGUUGAGGCCAAAGAAGAAGAUCAAGUAAACUGUUGUAAUUGCAGGAAGGAAGAAUUUUUUUGUUGUCAUGGACUACUGGAUGAUUUCUUGUGAUAAUUAGCUUCUUAGUAUUGUAGGAAAUCUGCUGGAAAUUGAACUUACAGUUUUUGUCUAUGUUUUUGUUUUGGUUUGAGACAAAUUGAUAUCAAUUAUGCUACUGUUCUAUGUGAUGAUAUAAUUUUGUUGCUUUUUGGAUAAUAACGGCUUAAACCAAACUUAGAUGCAGUUUUUAUGCCCUGCCAA
Cicer arietinum (chickpea) is the source of this 736-nucleotide messenger RNA. Its product is annotated as ubiquitin-ribosomal protein eL40 fusion protein. Gene Ontology annotation, cellular component: ribosome. Gene Ontology annotation, biological process: translation. Gene Ontology annotation, molecular function: protein binding; structural constituent of ribosome. The record is from RefSeq and is a predicted model, not a curated record. Lineage: Eukaryota; Viridiplantae; Streptophyta; Magnoliopsida; Fabales; Fabaceae.